AUGUCCAGCUGCUUCCUCGCCUUCGACAGUCGAUCGUCGGCGUUUGUACGCCCGCUAGCGGUCGUCCGGCAGGUACGCGGCACCAUGUCGUCUCGGGGCCCAAACUUUCACGGCGGGCGCAGGGGUGGGGGAAGAGGAGGCGGCGGCGGCGGCGGCGGGGGGGGGGGAAGAGGAGGGGGUUCAAGAGGUGGCGGAAGAGGCGGGGGCCGGGGGGAUCAGCGGUGGUGGGAUCCCGUAUGGAGGGCUGAGCGGCUGCGGCAGAUGGCCGGAGAUGUAUGUUCUUCUGCCUGCCUCAAUUUGUUGUUUCCGUUUGAAGCAUAUUUGAAGGGUGUCAUUGGAUGAAUUCGUUCGAUCUGCAAAAAAAUUGAUAUAGGUGUGGAUUGAGUAGUAAACGGACUGGUGCUAUUGGGCACUGGUGCUUUAUAUUUGAUGGGUAAUGGUCAUCGUGGUGUUCACAAUAAGAACAUGAUGAGAAUUGCUGAGUCUUAACUUGCCCACCCGAUGUGAAUGCAUGGCAUUGAGAAGCUGAAAAAAAUUAGAACUUUAAAACUAUCCUCCCUGCCAAACGAAAAGCUCGGCUAACUGGCCUCUAGCCAGAGUAAAACGAUAACCGGAGUAAAGUUUUUUUGGCUGUACUGUGAAGGUGGCAUCUGAAAAUUGUCCAGUUUGGACAAUUGUACAUUUUUAGAGUGAAAAGUACGUAGCGUUUAGCCUGCAGCUUUUCGAAGAUAGUUGAACUCAGAGUUAUCUGCUUCACUUGCUUAUUAUGCAUGCCUUCCUGCCUAUCUUUAUAUCUUUUUCCAGGUUGAAAAGUUGGACCAGAAUGAAUGGUGGACAAAGAUAAAUCAAAUGAAGAAUAGUGGUCAGCAAGAGCUAAUUAUCAAGCGGAAUUUUGGACGGGAAGGUGAAGAAAUUCUUGGAGAUAUGGCUCGCCAAUUAGGACUUUACUUGUAAGAUGAAUUUCCUUUCUAAUUCUUCACUGUAGAAAGUUUUUGAGUGAUCUAGAAAGUUUCAAGUGUUAAUGUUGUAUAUGUGCUUCUUAGACAUUGUUCCUUGAUCCAACUUUCAUUACUUCUGAGGAACAUAUAUCAGCCUGUUUAAAUGGUUUUCUUUCCUGUUUCGUCAUUGGUAAAAUCAAAAUUAUGUUGACUGAUAACCUAUUCGCCUUGAUCUGUGUAUCUAUGGAAAGAAAGCCAUGCUUACAGUAAAGGGAAGACUUCUGUUGUCAGCAAAGUCCCAUUGCCAGAUUACCGAGCUGAUCUUGAUGAUCGACAUGGAUCAACUCAAAAAGAGGUCUGCUGAUUCGGGCUAAGUUAGGUUCAUUUUAAUACACUAACAUUGUAAUGUUUGAGGUUAAAUAUAUGCAUCUUUGCAGAUUAAGAUGACCACAGAUAUUGAAAGAAGAGUUGGAAAUCUGCUGCAAAAAUCUAAAGAAGUAUCACAUUCCACUGCUUAUAGUGGUGCAUCUAGUCAGACACCUGGCCCAUCUUUACGAACCACUGGUACAACUGAAUGUCACGUGACAAGUGAAAUUGGUGUCACCAAAGAAAAGUUCAGUAUUGAACUCAGGGACUUGCAGAGUUCUAGAAAGGUGCGUGUAUAUCUAAGCUAUUCAUGAUUAUAAUAAAACUGUGGAACUAAUUUCUCAGAGAAUAAAAUGAAUUUUUUUUUUUAUUCCGAAUUACUCUCUGACUAGUACUAUUUAUUAUCAGGCAACCUCCACUGCAAGAGCAAUGCAGUCUUUCAGAGAACAGUUACCAGCAUACAAAGUGAAAGAAGAAUUUCUGAGAGCUGUUGCUGAAAAUCAGGUUGGAUGGCAUUAAUCACUAUUUAAUUAUCAUUUAUUGUUGAAGAGGCGGUAUUCCAUCCUGAAAUUAUGUCGUACGUUGGCAUUUUACAAUGGACAGGCAUAUCAUUGCCUGUUAGCGCCACUUGAUAUUGUUGGUGAGGUUUUCUUCUCAAGAUCCAGAGAUUGAUGCGAAAUGCGAAGCAGAAAUGCUACAAAGUUCCAUCUAAUUGACUUGGUGAUAGUUCAUGAUAGAAAGAGAAGCCCCUUGAGGGUAUUUUAUAUCUAAAUUACAAUACCAUUGUCUCCUCGUGAUAGUGAUAGCACUGGGUGAGUGUGUGUGUGUGUGUGUGUGUGUGUGUGUGUGUGUGUGUGUGUGUGUGAGAGAGAGAGAGAGAGAGAGAGAGAGAGAGAGAGAGAGAUUUCCUUUGUUAGGGGCACUAUUCACCAUGUAUAUUCCAAGUAUUUGGAUCAACUAUUGCAGUGUCAUUUUUUGUCCCUACUAAGUCACAGUUAUUUUGAAUGAAAUCAAGCAAGAAACGUGCCAUGCUGUAAUUUCCCUGGCUUUUCUUUUAACUAUGUACAAUUUUCAUCAAUUUACAUAUCUCAUUUGGAGAAAAUUUUCAGUGCUUUGUUUUUCUCAUUGGUAUGAUUAUACUGCGUAGGUUCUGGUAGUUUCCGGAGAGACUGGAUGUGGGAAAACUACCCAGUUGCCCCAGUUUAUAAUCGAGGAGGAAAUAUCAGCCCUUCGUGGAGCAGAUUGCAGCAUAAUCUGUACCCAGCCUCGUCGUAUUUCUGCUAUAUCUGUUGCCGGUAGAAUUGCUGCAGAGAGGGGUGAGAGCCUGGGAGAAACUGUUGGCUAUCAGAUUCGUUUGGAAUCUAAGCGCUCAGCACAGACAAGACUUUUAUUUUGUACUACUGGCGUCCUUCUUCGCCGUUUGGUAAUAAGAUAAUUCUUACUUGGCGUUUAUUUGAUUAUAUUACAUCCUUUACUCGUACAUUUUUUUAUCCAUGCUUUGUCAUGUCAUUGUCAGGUAAUCUCUGUCAGGAAAUAAUUGUUUUAAAUUCUUUUUUUCUUUUCACUGGGGACCUCCCCGCCUGUUAUUUUUAAGAUCAAAACGAGAGAGAAAAUGAAAGGCUGCUGCAUGGAAGUGAAGUUUCUCCCAGGGACUAGGGAAACCAUAUUCUGGCUGUGAUUAUGAGUGAAGUUGGUGGGAUUGCGGGGAGUUUUGGAUGUCUUUGUGAGGUUCCUUUUUCCUGGCAAAGAAAUGUGAGGUAUAUAUUGUUAUGAUUCCCUCCUCACCUCUCAAUCAAUGAAGGGAAAAAGUCAAUGGAUUCAAGAAAAAUGUAACAGAGAAAAAAAAUUAAUGUAACAGGCAGGAAUUAGUUCAAGAGAAUUCCCCACUCUCCAUUCUUAUCUCUCUUCUUCCAAGAUGCCCCCACUUUUUCACAGAGAAAGGGGUAUUUAUACUGUUCAGCCCACUCCUUCCCUAAUGUUCAAUGUUGAACCUUCUAGACUGUUCACUUACGACGAGCAUAUGUUUUGAAGGGUACCGUAUCAUAUAUCUUGUACCUUUUUGAUGCUGAUGAAGAAAUGUAAUAUAAUUAUCCCUGAAUUCGCAAUAUGGGAAAUUGUCUUGCAAUAUUCCCUUGUUUGGUUGUGUCUUUGGCAUGUCAUGGUUUUAUAAAGUUAUCAUAUACUGUUCGUGUCGCUCUUGUCAGGGAAAUAACUAAUGUCUGUGCUCUUUUUACAGGUUCAAGAACCAGAUUUAGGUGGGGUUACUCAUUUACUAGUGGAUGAAAUUCAUGAAAGAGGCAUGAACGAGGACUUCCUUAUAAUAAUUCUGCGUGAUCUUCUUCCUCGUCGCCCAAAUCUGAGGCUUAUAUUAAUGAGUGCUACUAUUAAUGCGGAUCUAUUUUCAAAAUACUUUGGAGGUGCACCAAUCAUUCACAUCCCGGUAUUGAACUAGGCCUAUGCAUUGAAAUUCGUUUUGGUAUAUUUGAUGGAGCUGUUCUUCGCUGAGCUGUUGUUUUCACAUUUCAGGGUCGGACUUUUCCCGUUGCAGAAGUUUUCUUAGAAGACAUUCUUGAGAAAACUCGUUAUAAAAUAAAAUCAGAGUUUGACAACUUUCAAGGAAAUUCAAGGAGGAGGAGGAGACAACCAUUUUCAAAAAGUGAUCCUUUGACUGAAAUGUUUGAGGUAAUGUGGAAGCUGUCAUCUAGCAGAAUACACAUUUUCCUCUGAAUUCAAGUGCGUGGUUUAUGAUUUCUCAGCAACAAACAUUCUAUCGUUCCACUUUGCUCUAUGCUGUGAAUUGAAUCUUCGUCCUUUGCUGUAGGAGGUGGACAUUGAUAGUUAUUACAAAAGUUACAGCCCAUCUACAAGGCAAUCUCUGGAAGCUUGGACUGGGGGGCAGCUAGAUUUGGGCCUCGUAAGUAAUGCUGACUUAAGUGCUCCACUGUCUUUUAUUUUUCUUUAUUAUUUUACCUUUUGUAUUCUUUAUCAUCUUUUAUGUCUUGCUCUUUUCACUAUUUUGCUGAGUGAGCAUGUGGUAAAAUGGGAUCUCCAUCAUGUGAUUCUGAGAACUGUUACUCUUGCUGACUAUUUCCUGCGUUACUCCUUCCGAUAUAUGGAAUUAAUCUCUCUCACAUUAUGAUGCUCUAUUGGUGGUAUCAGUAUACGUAGCAAUCCGAUCAUAGUUUCUUGUGCGCUGCUCUUGUUAAUAUGCAGGUUGAAGCAUCAAUUGAGUACAUUUGUCGCCAAGAAGGGGAUGGAGCAAUCCUUGUAUUUCUUACUGGUUGGGAAGAAAUAUCAAAGUUGCUUGAAAAAAUAAAAGGAAACGUUCUUCUCGGAAAUUCAAGCAGAUUUCUUGUCCUUCCAUUGCACGGUUCAAUGCCUACUGUCAAUCAACGUGAAAUUUUUGACAGGCCACCAAGUAAUAUGAGGUACGUCACAUGUUACUUUCCAAUUUGGUAAUUCCAAAGUGCUUAUUGGUGCUUUAGUUAUCUUAUCUUGAUAUGUUUCAUAUGUUUGCAACUGUGCGUGUCAGUUCCUGCAAGUUUAACUUGGAUAUUUUAUGCCAUGGCAUUCAUCAAUAGAGCCGUUCAGUUCUUUUAUUCAUUAUAUUGUCGAAACAAGCGAGCUAUAUUUUUCUUAUCAGAAAACUCAAUUAUUGAAUAUUUCCGUAGUGUAAACUUAGAAAGAGUGAUUACUUGUCCCGCCAUUCUAGUCUCCUUGAGAGUAGAAGGGCCCUAUACAAUGAAAUGGUCUGAGUAGACAGGCCGAUAGUCUUGUUUGUAGCACCCAAUGAGGCCACAGAUAUUGAAGUUUAUCUACAGUACAGCUAGGUUGGAAAAGUUUAUACAUAUUAUACAUAUUUUAUAAGUUAAUUGUUAUAAAUUUUCAUGUGGAUACAACAGUUACUAAAUAAUUUCCUUAUACAUUUAUGCUAUGAAGACAUGCAUACUUCAACUUCUUUUCAGUUUUUUUAAGAAUUAAUUAGUAAUUUUUAUAUGUUUAAAAUUAAGCAUCACAUUGGCCUUGCACUGAACGUUUUGCCAUGUCAUGCCGCCUUAGAUAGUAAGGACUGAUUUAAUAAUUGGGCCAUGAAUAUUAUUGUUUUUGGUCAAACAUGCAGGAAAAUAGUUCUGGCAACAAAUAUUGCUGAGAGUAGCAUCACUAUAGACGAUGUUGUCUACGUUAUAGAUUGUGGGAAAGCAAAGGAAACCAGCUAUGAUGCUCUCAACAAGCUUGCAUGUCUCUUACCUUCAUGGAUAUCAAAGGCCUCGGCACACCAGGUGAGCACAAUUGGCAAGUUAUAUUGAAGCCCAUUGAUCAAAACGUUCGGAGUUUUCUCAGCAUAUUUUCUGUGGAAUGCCUGCAGAGACGAGGGCGAGCCGGCCGUGUUCAACCUGGAGUUUGCUAUAGGUUGUACCCCAAGAUGAUCCACGAUGCAAUGCUCCAAUACCAGUUACCUGAAAUUCUCAGGACUCCCUUGCAAGAACUGUGCCUUAAUAUCAAAACCCUGCAGCUCGGAGUUAUUGGUUCUUUCCUCUCGAAGGCACUUCAGCCGCCAGAUCCUCUCUCUGUUCAAAAUGCCAUUGACCUCUUGAAGACGAUUGGAGCGCUAGACGAUCAGGAGGAACUGACUCCUCUUGGUAUGCUUGAGAGAGAGAGAGAGAGAGAGAGAGAGAGAGAGGAGUUUCUAUUAACAUCAUUCUUCUGUUUAUUGACAGGUCGUCACCUCUGUACUCUGCCUUUGGAUCCGAACAUCGGGAAGAUGCUGCUGAUGGGUUCCAUCUUCCAGUGCCUGGAUCCAGCACUAACAAUUGCAGCUGCACUCGCCCACCGCGAUCCAUUCGUGCUUCCCAUUAACAGGAAAGAAGAAGCCGAUGCUGCGAAAAGAUCUUUUGCAGGAGAUUCAUGCAGGUCAUUCCUCCACUGCCUCCUACUCCCCUCCCCCCAGUUCCUUCCCGCAUCUGCCUUCCCAUUUCUUCAAUGAUUCUGAAAUAUCGCCUGCAGUGACCACAUUGCUCUUCUCAAAGCCUUCCAAGCAUGGAAAGAUGCCAAGCGGAGUGGCAGGGACCGUGCCUUCUGCUGGGAGAACUUCUUGUCCCCCAUUACAUUGCAGAUGAUGGAAGACAUGAGGAUGCAGUUCCUCGACCUCCUAUCAGAUAUUGGCUUCGUCGACAAACGUAAAGGACCCAAGGUGUAUUUUUUCCCCAAUCCUCCAAUCUCCCUAGCAUGGGCCUUCCUGCUUCAUCUUCACUUCCAUGGUGAUCAUGUGAGAUGGUGUCAACAGGCCUACAAUCUCUACUCCGACGAUCUGGAGAUGGUAUGCGCCAUUUUAUGCGCCGGGCUCUACCCUAACGUGAUUCAGUGCAAAAGAAGGGGGAAGAGGACUGCUUUUUACAGCAAAGAUGUCGGCAAGGUGGACAUUCAUCCCUCCUCCGUCAACGCCGGCGUCCACACAUUCCCUCUGCCCUACAUGGUUUACAGCGAGAAGGUGAAGACAGCGAGCAUCUAUCUCCGAGACUCGACCAACAUAUCGGACUACGCUCUGCUCCUCUUCGGAGGGAGCCUGCGGCCGAGCCGUUCUGGGGAGGGCAUCGAGAUGCUCGACGGCUACCUCCAUUUUUCCGCCUCAAAGAGUGUGUUGCAGCUCAUUCAGGUGCGCCGCCCCGCCCCGCCUCGUACAGUGCUCUCUUCUCACUACUCCAUCUUGAACUAGAUGGCCUGAUUCUUCCACCAGAUUAUGCAGAAUUGCUCAUUACGCCAACCCAUCAUGGGUAACUGUUUAUCUAUGCGUUUGUCCUGUAGAAUUUGAGAGCUGAACUAGACAAGCUCCUGCAGAGGAAGAUAGAGGAGCCAGGGCUUGAUAUCCCUGCAGAGGGCAAGAGUGUGGUCGCUGCUGCCAAUGAGCUGCUGCACAGCCAGAAUAUCCAAUACUAG
Messenger RNA from Spirodela intermedia, 7238 nucleotides. NCBI's taxonomy places the organism in Eukaryota, Viridiplantae, Streptophyta, Magnoliopsida, Alismatales, Araceae. The record is from the annotation of a GenBank genome assembly.